AGUAACUUCCCCCAAACUUUGCGGGUCCGUUCUCUCCUGGCAACUCCUCCCCUGAAGGAUCUUUUAGCUGCUGCUUCUUUUUAACCCUUUGGCUGCCUUUUGCCUCUGCGGGAGUUUCAAGCGUUGAAAAGAGGUGCUUGGGAAAUCGGAUACCAAGGAUGGCUCCAGAGAAGCUCCACGUUCAUAUUCCCGGCCAGGUUUUCAGAAGAGGCGCCGGCAAAGGCGAUCCGUUCCCGGCUGGAGGGCCAGCCCUUCCCCUGCCCCGCUUCUCCGCCCCCUCUCCAUUCUUUGAUUCAUCCGGCGACUAACCCCCGGAUCCAAGACGCGAUAGAUCUUCUAUUUUUUGUUUUGUGUUGUUUUCCCCCUCCCCAGCUUCAUCGGCACCUUAUCUUUAGCUGUGACUUGAGAUGCUGGUGAGACCGCCCUACUGGACUUGCUCUUGCUGGCUAGGAGUUUGUUUCUGGCUUCUGACAGGCGAAGGAGGAUGUGUUAGCGCUCAGCUCUGCAGAAGCCCCCUGUGCAGCAGGAACAGCAACAAUGAGCAUCCGCCCAGCAAACAGCAGUGCCAGGGGCCUCACUGCUCAGGCAGGGUUGGGCAUACAUCCCGUGCCUUUCUUCACCCCGCCAGCCCUGUGCAAGGGCAGACACAGAGCAAGCAGCCGCCACCACCUCUCUUUUCCCUCCAGCAAGAGCAGAGGCAGCGGCAGCAGCAACCCUUUGUGGGUGGAAGACUUGAACACAGCUCUCUGUCCACAAGGCACACAGCAGAGAGUUGCUUUGGAGGAGGAGGAGGAGGAGACUGUGCCAUUAGGGCUCCCAAUGGUACCCUACGGAACUGCAAAGGCAUCGAGUGUCGGUUGCCCCCACGUCUUCGCCAGAAGCCGAGGCUAGCUAUCCAGGCUGUCCCUUGCCCCCCAAACCAGGAGGGAAGCUGUCCCGAGCCCUCUCUGGUCAGAGAAACUGAGAGGGCAGCCCAGUUUGUUGGAGAAGAUCUUGCCUACACAGCUUCUGAACUUGGGAGUGCCACUCUGGGCGUCCAGCUGACUUGCGAUGUUAAGCCAGGGGAAAAUGAAGUCCCAUCUGAAGAUGCCCUUGUACUCCAGCUUCAGCUCAUGAAAGGACAAGAGAAGUUUGUUGAAGCUCUCAAAAGCCAGCAGACCUUAAUCAUGGAUUUACAGCAAAAGUUGGCAGAGCAACAGAAUACGUUGGUUACCCAGCAGCGAGAAAUUAUUGAGCAACAGAGGAAAAUGUAUGAGCAGAUGGAUCUGAUAAAAGUCCAGUAUGGCAUGCUUUUUGACACUGUGAAGCAGAUGUCAUUGAAGGGUUUGCAAGAGGAUCUCCAGCACUAUUUUGAAGGCAAUCUACAAGGCCUUCGGAACCAACUCAGGAGCCACCUUCACAAGUCCUACUCUGGCCAUAAAAUUGAGUUUGAUGCCAAAGUGAUUGGGGAGCCUCUGAUGGGCUGUGGCCUUUGUGAAAGUGGUGAAUUUUGCAAUUUCCAGAAGACACCCUCUCGGUGUGAAAGAUGCACUUUGUGCCCUGCCGGCUUUUUCCAGCUGUCUGAAUGUUCUGCAAAUGCCGAUCGGAUCUGCCAGGAUAGAGAUGAAUGCGUUGAGUCACCAAGCAUCUGUGGGGAAAGAAUAAAAUGCCUAAACACUCCAGGAGGUUUCCGAUGCCUGGGUGUUGCUGAAAAAGAGGCUGCAUUGGGAUUGUGUGGAGAGGAAUAUUUCUUCAACAAAGAGGUGCUGGAGUGCCAAGCUUGCCUGACGUGUGAAGACGGGGUAGUUGCUUUCCCCUGUACUCUUGUUAGUGAUACCAUUUGUUCAACUGCCAGUGAAAACAAGCUUUCGGAGUCAUGGGCGGCGCACCUUGUUUUCCCUUUGGCAACGUCUAGCGCUUCUCAAGUUUAUCCAGGCUUUGACUUGACGAUAAAGGGAGAAGAGAAGUGCAAUAUAGUGACGGUGGAGGGCAACAGGGUGCUGUUCAAACAGCACGGCUUAAUGUGGGCUGACUUCAAUUUUGCGGUGAAACACAACUGUAGGAAUUUCCUCCACCUUUCUUUGAAAUUCAACAACAGUGAAGAAGACUACGAGUUGAGCGGAGUUCGUGUUGAACAGCCAGAAGGCAAAAUUUUGCAGAGCGUAACUCUGAGUAGCGCUACGGAGGUAGAACCAGGCCAUGUUCUUUCUGUUUUUUUGAAAAGCCCUAAUCAAUUCUGCAACCAAAGCAAAGACUUAAACGUUUAUGACCUCCAUGCACCUCUCAGUUUGUUUUGGUUGUCCCAUGACACCGGGGCAGUGGCGAUGACAGCCCAAACAUCAACUGCUGUGCACUACCAAACUAACUAUCGGCCAGCCUUUAAAUUGGUUUCUCUUUCCGACCCUUACAUGCUGGCUUUGUCCCACGAUGGCAGAGCCAUCAGGUUUACUGAAACGGGUGUUGUGAAGUUUGUUUUCCACCAAGCAUUAUACUCCAUGGGUCAUACCUGCAUUCGCGAAGGGUUUUCCCUGGCGUCUUACCUCAACAGAAAUGGCACCAAUACAGAACUAAUGACUGUGCAUAAGUCUGGUGUCAAUUACAGAGACACAACAAUAUCUGCCUCUGGGGCCACCAGAGUUGAAGCUGGGGAUCUGCUCAGCUUUGAAAUCCUGUCCCCAGCACAAUGCAGUGUUCGUUAUUUUGGAGACAGUUCUGGGAUUAGCAUGCUUAGCCUCAUCUGGAUCCCAUCCGCGGUUUCCACCGAACUUUCAGCCUUGGUCUCCAUAAGGGGGCUGCCAACAGGUGCUGUUAGAAACAGAUUAUUGGAUUUUACUCAGGUCUCACCAAGUGAAGAACAAAUCCAUCUCAUUUCUGCUGGACAAUAUGCUCACAAAUAUUUUGUAUUCAACGAAAGGGGAGUUGCUAGUGUUGCAUUUACCUUAAAGUUGAUUCAUUCCUGUAAUAUGCUCCAAGUGACUCUGAAUCAGCUUAUCAGUGAUCGUGGACAACCUAAAGCAGUUGCACAGCAGGUUGGUGGUCAAAUGCCAGAAGGAGCCAUUUGGACCAGUGUUAGCCUGCGUUCUUCUUUCAAAGUUCAUAAUGGUACGAUGAUUUCUAUUUCUCUCAACUGUGUACGUGGUAGGGUCAACCACAUUGCUCAUGAACGUGGAACUAGCUUAUCCAUCUUAUGGAUUUCUUCAUAGCUAUCCUGGAACAAAACAAAAUGUAACCAAAGAAACAGAGGAAAUGAGUAAAGAUGAUAUCUAGCAUCCAUUAGUAUUUUACUUUUCUCACUUUGCAUUGGAGUGGUGCAGAAAUUACCACCGAGAAAACAGACAAAGCUGAACAAAAGGGUAUGAUGGUUAUAUAAAAUGGAAGUUGACAUAUUCAUGACUAAUUGCCCUAAGAUGGAGUCAACUCAUUGAUUUUCAGUAGGAUUUUGUUCUCUAAUGGUGAUGUUGGCACUGAGGAUGAUGGGAGUUCUGAUCCAACACACCUGGCAGACAUGAGGUCAGGGUUGACUGGUCUGGUUUUUCAAGGAGAAUAGAGUUUUCACUUUUUACGAGAGGACAAUAUUCUAGAUGUCAGUCCUGACAAAAGAUUCAAAGCAUACUUUUGGAUUUAAAAAAUAGAUUCAAGAAAGAAAAAAAGGAACCUUUUAAGAUCCUGGUAGUUUUAAGCUGAGUCUGCUUGUCAAGGCCAGUAUGAAUGGUGGGAGGACAACUUGUUCAGGUCUGAAGAGGUUGCCAUGGAAAACCUUUGCCUGGAGGUCUGGUAAUAAUGACCUUCAACCCCAAAAGGACAGAGUAGUAAUGAAAAUAUUUGUUCAUGGAUAUUUGUACUUCCAAAAGCAAAAGUUAGAAGUCUAAUCCUAUUAAAACAAACUGGUAUUCAGUGGUAGACCCAACCAUUAAAAACAUCAAAGGAACUUUAAAGUACUUAACCAAAAUCGUGCCUUAUAAUUUCAGUACAUACAGUAUUGCAUCAACCUCACUUCUGUAAUUCCUUCAAAAUACUAUAUAUUUAUCACCUUUGUAAAGAAUAUUUAUUGGGAAAAGAUAGCCUCAUAAGGUGAGGUUCAAACAAUUGUGUGCAAAGUUUCUAAGCUCCCACCUGACCCCCUGAAAUAAUUCCUCUUUAAAAGCAGAUUAUAUGAAACAGAAGUUUUCCUGUUUUUUCCAGAAGAGAUUUAGUUUAUAUAAUCAGUUGCUAUUUUAUAAAAGGCUAAAUAUUAAUCUUCAAUGUGUUCUAAACAUCUGUUAUUUUUCAACAGAAAUUGUCUGGAGAUAUUUCAUUCUAUCAAAUUCUGUGUAUUUUCAAAUGUGUACAGAGAUGGGAAAGAAAGUAAGACUCUAGGGCUAAAUUCA
This is a messenger RNA of Pogona vitticeps (central bearded dragon), 4346 nucleotides long. RefSeq lists its product as uncharacterized. Lineage: Eukaryota; Metazoa; Chordata; Lepidosauria; Squamata; Agamidae. The record is from RefSeq and is a predicted model, not a curated record. Gene Ontology annotation, molecular function: heparin binding; calcium ion binding; protein binding.